Lathyrus sativus (Indian pea) is the source of this 1200-nucleotide messenger RNA. Lineage: Eukaryota; Viridiplantae; Streptophyta; Magnoliopsida; Fabales; Fabaceae. The record is from the annotation of a GenBank genome assembly.
AUGGAAUCUAUGAUCAAGACAUGGUUGGUGAUGCAUAUUAUUUUCUUGUCUUCAACCUAUUUGCAUUAUUGUGUCAAUGGCAAAUCCCAGGUGCCUUGUGUUUUUAUCUUUGGAGACUCUUUAUCUGAUAGUGGUAACAACAAUAAUCUUCCUACCUCUCAGAAAUCUAAUUAUAAACCUUAUGGAAUCGACUUUCCGAUCGGUCCUACUGGAAGAUUCACCAAUGGUCGAACUUCAAUCGACAUAAUAACUCAACUUUUGGGAUUUGAGAAAUUCAUUCCGCCGUUUGCAAACACAAAUGGUUCAGACAUACUCAAAGGUGUGAACUAUGCAUCCGGGGGAGCUGGAAUUCGUAACGAAACAAGCAAGGCUAGGGGCUUUGUUGUCAGCUUGGGAUUACAGUUAACAAAUCACAGAGUUAUAGUUUCUCAAAUCUCUAGCAGACUUGGAAGUCUUGACAAAGCUCAACAAUACCUCAACAAGUGCUUGUAUUAUGUGAAUAUUGGAAGUAAUGAUUACAUAAACAAUUACUUCCUUCCACAACUCUAUCCAACAAGCCACAUUUAUAGUCCUCAACAGUAUGCAGAAGCUCUAAUUCAAGAGUUAUCUUUGAAUUUACUGGCUCUACAUGGCAUUGGAGCUAGAAAAUUUGUGUUAGUAGGGAUGGGUCUUUUAGGCUGCACUCCACAUGCCAUCUUCAAUCAUGGAACUAAUGGGUCUUGUGUGGAGGAGGAGAAUGUCCAUGCAUUUAUUUUCAAUGCAAAGCUUAAAUCUCUAGUUAACCAUUUCUUGAAGUUCUUGGCUGAUUCCAAAUUUAUCUUCAUAAACAGUACAUUAGAAUCAGAUGGCCGGAAUGGUAAUAACUUUAGUUUACAACAAAAUAGUUUAGAUUCUAUAGUCAUGCAUCAUGUUUCAUGGAUUUCAGGUUUUGCUGUCUCAAAUGCUCCUUGUUGUCCAUCAAAGAUUAGCGGAGAGUGUAUUCCUGAAGAAAGACCAUGCUAUAACAGGAGUGAGUAUGUGUUUUGGGAUGAAUUCCAUCCAACUGAGGCUAGGAACCUACUCACUGCAAUAAGGUCUUAUGAUUCACAUGAUUCAGGCUUUACAUAUCCUAUGGAUAUCAAACACCUUGUUGAACAUGAAACUAAGAUGGAAUUGGAAUCCACAAAUGAAAUUCCAUCAAAUCUUAGUACUUCUAGUUAA